Molecule: messenger RNA, 750 nt
Organism: Adineta ricciae
Lineage: Eukaryota; Metazoa; Rotifera; Eurotatoria; Adinetida; Adinetidae
Source: the annotation of a GenBank genome assembly
AUGCAAGGCCAACACGUGCUAAUAACCGGUGCAGCUGGUGGUAUUGGCGUUGCAUUAGCGCGAGUCUUUCUAGAACAGGGCGCUAAUGUUUCUCUACAUUAUCAUCGUACAGUAGACACUCUCACAUCACUACUAGAACAAUACACUGAUCGAUGUGAUGCUCUAUCUGUAAACGCCACCGAUGAGCAAGCUGUAAUCAAAGGAGUUGAACAAAGUUGCGCACAUUUCGGUCUGAUUAACGUCUGUAUUGUCAAUCAUGCUAUCUAUGUCGAUGAAGAUCGUCCAAUUUGGGACAUGUCACUUGAGCAAUGGCAACGUACCCUUGAUGUGAAUUUAACAUCCUAUUUUCUCUAUUCACGCGAAUGGUGUCGACAAUUGAAACGUCUUAAACCAACAACAAACGUAGAAACAUUAAACGCUAGUUUAAUAUUGAUUGGCUCGACAGCUGGUAAAUUUGGUGAAGCUCAUCAUUUGGAUUAUGCUACGAGUAAAGGCGCACUACAUUCCGGUUUCAUCAAGUCUUUGAAGAAUGAAAUUGUUCACAUUGUUCCACACGCGCGAUGUAAUGUUGUUGCGCCGGGAUGGACACGAACACCCAUGGCUGAAACUGCCAUCGAACAAGUGGACGAUGUUGCACAGGCUUGUUUAUUUUUUGCGUCGAAUAAAACUGCUGGACAUAUAACGGGCAACAUUCUAAUGGUUCAUGGUGGCAUGGAAGGACGAGUUUUAUGGCAAGAAGAUCUUUCCUAA